This is a messenger RNA of Lathyrus oleraceus (garden pea), 1872 nucleotides long. RefSeq lists its product as uncharacterized. Gene Ontology annotation, biological process: proteolysis. Lineage: Eukaryota; Viridiplantae; Streptophyta; Magnoliopsida; Fabales; Fabaceae. Bases 1 to 1872 code for a protein of 623 amino acids. The transcript has 3 exons. Gene Ontology annotation, molecular function: aspartic-type endopeptidase activity. The record is from RefSeq and is a predicted model, not a curated record.
AUGGCUCCUGAUCAUGUGCCUUAUUACCAGUACCCUUACGUAGCAGCUGCUCAAUAUCCAACCAUGCCUUAUCGUCCAAUUGCUCUUGUCCUUAUUCCAGCUCCAGUACCUCAGUAUCAAGUUCCAGUUCCUCAAUAUCAAGCUCCACAACCUCAGUUCCAGGCUCCUCCACCUCAACAUCAACAGAGGCCAUAUCAACAGUAUAAUAAUGUGAAUACCACUCCUAUCCCAAUGAUUUACACUCAAUUGCUACUAUAUCUGAUUCAGAAUGGGACUGUCGUACCAAGGGCAUUACUGCCAAUGCCAAAGCCGCAUAAGCCUUGGUAUGAUGAGAAUGCUAGAUGUGACUUUCAUGCUAAUUCAGAGGGUCGUACAACAGAGAAUUGCAAGGUGUUCAAGCUCCGGGUCCAAGAGUUGAUAGAUCAAAAAAUACUCUCUUUUGCUGAUGUUCCAAAUAUGGGGAACAAUCAUUUGCCUAAACAUAGUAGUUCAGACGUCAGUUCUAUAGAAAGUCCAAAUGAUGAAGGAUUGAUAAAGAAUGUGUUCAAGUUGAAGACUCCCUUAACAAUGGUUCGUACUAGAUUGUUGGAAGCAGAAUUGAUGAAGGGAACGCAUGCUAAUUGUGUGGUGUGUUCAUCCAACCCUGAUCAAUGUGGUGAAUUCAAAAUUUGUCUUCAACGUUUGAUGGAUCAGCGGGUUAUUCAGUUCACCAAAGCAAAGAUUGAUGAAGAUGUUGCUGUGAUUGUGCAUGUGUUUGAUCAAGAGAGGCUUCCCAAGCCUUUUGUGGUCCCUUAUCAGAGAAAUGUUAACCUAGAGCCAAUGAAGAAGAUUGAGCCCAUGGUUAUCUAUGUUCCCACUCCAUUCUCAAUUGACAGUACCAAAGUAGUGCCUUGGAACUAUGAGCAUGUAGUUUAUGUGGGUAACAAACCAGUAAUCUUGAAAGAGCCAGAUGUGACUAACAUUGCUGGAGCUAGUGGUGUGACUCGAAGUGGAAGGGUUUUCGCUCCUGAAGUGAUCCUAAACAAAGAAAGUGCACCAACAGUUGAACCAACGAAGGGGAAUGAGGUGAAUCCUCCAAAAUCAGGAGAAGUCUCAUCUAAGAAAGCAGUGACUGCUGAAGAGGAUAGACAAUUCUUAAAGAUCAUCAAGAAGGGUGAUUACAAGUUUGAUGAUGUGGUUGCUAAUCUCAAUGCUAGUAGUUGUUUGAUGUUCACUGAUGAUGAUGAUUUACCCCCUAAUGGGCGAGAACAUAAUAUGGCGCUUCAUAUCUCCAUUCAGUGUACAGAUGUUACCCGGGCUCGAGUACUGGUAGAUACAGGUUCAUCCUUGAAUGUGUUGCCAAAGACUACUUUAGCACAACUGAAUAUUAAAGGGGUAAUGAUGAGACCCAGUGCUUUGAUAGUGAAAGCUUUUGAUGGGUCUAAGCAAACGAUUAUUGGGGAGAUUGACCUUCCAAUCUUGAUUAGCCCUCAAACUUUCCGUAUUACCUUCCAGAUAAUGGAUAUUAGGCCUGCCUAUAGUUAUCUGUUAGGUAGACCUUGGAUUCAUGCUGCUGGAGUUGUCACCUCGACACUCCACCAGAAGCUGAAGUUUGUUACUUAUGAUAAGCUGGUCCUUGAAGUGGUCAAUGUGGUCCAGACUAAACUGAAACCUGUUGAAGAACCCAAGGGGGUCAUGUCCUCGUGGAAGAGUGUGAAAGCUGCAAUUGAAGCUGGUUGCCCUUGGAGUUGGGGCAUAAUGAUUGAAUUACCAGAGAAGAAAGACAGGUGUAGAUUGGGAUAUCAACCGUCUAUUGAACUGUUCAAAGAUCAGAAGAUACAUCAGGGGAAGGUUCCUAGCAUCCAAGAAAUAUUUUACAAAGUUGGUUUCUGA